Molecule: messenger RNA, 922 nt
Organism: Bacillus rossius redtenbacheri
Lineage: Eukaryota; Metazoa; Arthropoda; Insecta; Phasmatodea; Bacillidae
Product: twist-related protein 1-like
Exons: 4
Coding region: 77-544 (155 amino acids)
Source: RefSeq, a predicted model, not a curated record
AGAUGUUUAACACCAGCCAGUCUAUAAAAAGAUGAGGCGUUGCAACCCGCGUUCAGUUUGAAACAAACCAUCAAGGAUGAAGGGUCGGUGGUCCAUACACCGCGCCGUACUGGUAACGGUUAUUGGAUGCCUAGUCGUGGCAACCAGAGCAGAACCGGAAAAUGGAAAUGAAACUAAGGAUGCUGUGAUAAGUGCAACAAAUCCAGGACAAGGAAGUAUUUUAAAAGCUUUAGUGGCGCCAUUUUAUCAACCUAGUGAUCCUGCACGUUUUAGAAGGUCUGAUGCAGAACUCGCAUGGCUCAAGACGCCCGACUCUCAGCUGCUCCCUGGCGGAAGCAUCCGUCGCAAGCGGACAUUCUACAAGAAGAAGUACGGCGGCGGCGGUGGCGGUGGGGGUGGCUGCGGGGGCGGCUGCGGGGGCGGCUGCGGGGGCAGUUGUGGUGGCGGGGGCGGCUGCGGCAGGGGCGGCUGCGGCGGUGGAGGCGGCAGCUACAGCCAGUCUUACUCGCAAUCGUCCAGUGGCUCGUGGGGCAAGAAGAAAUAAUGAUUUUCCAAAAACAUAUAUUAUUUUGUGCACCAGCCUUUCAACAUCUUUAAGGACAUGAGAGCAUUACAAGAUACAUAUGUUUACAAACGUUUCGCAUAGAAUUAUAUUUUGCAGCUGUAUGAAUUUAUAUCGAAGUAAAAUUAUAUGAUACUGUAAUCAAAUACUAUUUUCAAUCAAUGUUAAAUAAAUGCUUUGUUUUAUAUUUACUAUGUAAGAUUAUUUUUAAAUAUAAAUUUGUAAUAUUGUGGGCAGUGAUACGAAUUUUUAAUGAUAUUUUAUCAUGACUUUAUGUAUGUUAAACUGUAAAAUCAAGAUUUGUACUAUGAUUUUAAAUAUUCCAAGAAAACAUUUAAUUCAAAUUCCUCACGUGAUUUG